GAAAGAAUGAUGUAAGCAAUGACGAUAAGAAAUCAUUUUAAUGUUAAAUAGAAUAACAAUUACCAUGUACCUUUAAAUAGGCUCGCUCUCUAUUCUCUUUCUGAACUCACAGAAGUUGCAAUCUCCAACUUGAGCACCAAUUAGGGAGUAAAAAGAUUGAAGUGAAACAAAGAAGAGGAAGCAGAAUGGCUGAGGAGCAGAUAAUUCAAAUUCCCAGAGUACAACUGGGAAGUCAGGGUUUCGAGGUUUCCAAGUUGGGAUUUGGGUGUAUGGGGCUUACAGGAAUCUAUAACGCUCCAGUCCCUGAAGAGCUUGGCAUAUCAAUCGUCAAGUACGCGUUCAAUAAAGGAAUAACAUUCUUUGAUACAUCAGAUGUAUAUGGACCGCAUACUAAUGAAGUUUUGGUGGGAAAGGCAUUGAAGCAGUUACCUCGAGAUAAGGUUCAAUUGGCAACAAAGUUUGGUAUUGUAAAAAUUGAAAACACUCAAGUGGUUGUAAAUGGCACUCCUGAAUAUGUCCGCUCCUGCUGCGAAGCUAGCCUGAAGCGCCUUGGUGUGGACUACAUUGAUCUUUACUAUCAGCACCGGAUAGAUACAACUGUCCCCAUAGAAGACACUAUGGAGGAAUUGAAAAAGUUGGUGAAAGAGGGAAAAAUAAAGUACAUUGGACUAUCUGAAGCUAGCCCAAACACAAUAAGGAGGGCACAUGCAGUUCACCCCAUAACUGCUAUACAGAUGGAGUGGUCCCUUUGGACUCGCGAAAUUGAGGAAGAAAUCGUCCCACUUUGCAGGGAACUUGGAAUUGGAAUAGUGCCAUACAGCCCCCUGGGUCGUGGAUUUUUUGGUGGCAGGGGAGUGGUGGAAAGUAUACCUGCAAAUAGUUUUCUGGCAUCAAAUCCUCGUUUGAUUGGAGACAACUUUGAGAAAAACAAGGUCCUUUAUGGUAACGUAGGAACGUUGGCUGAAAAGCAUGGAUGCACCCCUGCACAACUUGCCCUUGCUUGGGUUCUUAAUCAAGGUGAUGGUGUGGUACCUAUCCCUGGGACAACUAAGAUAAAAAAUCUUGAUACUAAUAUCGGUUCCUUGGGAGUGAAACUCACUGAAGAAGAUGUACAAGAGAUUUCUGAUAUGAUACCCAUCAAUGCGGCGGCAGGGGAAAGAAUAGUUGCCAGUUUUAUCACCUGCUCAUGGAAGUUUGCAGAUACACCAGCAAAAGAGGGCACAAUACUAUCUUAGAAAUGUUUGUGUAGGCAAUCGGGCCUGCAUAUAUUUUCUUGUAACAGAGAAUGUGAUGAGAUGUUGCUUGUGUGUAUUUUUAUUAUUAAUAAGACUGAUGUUGGUUUCCAAUGCAAUUGCAAGUUCUGUGGUGAA
Prunus dulcis (almond) is the source of this 1370-nucleotide messenger RNA. Its product is annotated as perakine reductase-like. Lineage: Eukaryota; Viridiplantae; Streptophyta; Magnoliopsida; Rosales; Rosaceae. The record is from RefSeq and is a predicted model, not a curated record. The coding region runs from base 186 to 1235 and encodes 349 amino acids. The transcript has 7 exons. Gene Ontology annotation, cellular component: cytoplasm.